This is a messenger RNA of Mercurialis annua (annual mercury), 453 nucleotides long. Its product is annotated as egg cell-secreted protein 1.1-like. Gene Ontology annotation, biological process: double fertilization forming a zygote and endosperm. The coding region runs from base 1 to 453 and encodes 150 amino acids. The record is from RefSeq and is a predicted model, not a curated record. Lineage: Eukaryota; Viridiplantae; Streptophyta; Magnoliopsida; Malpighiales; Euphorbiaceae. The transcript has a single exon.
AUGGCUUCUAAUCUUAAUCUUAAACUUGUUUUUCUAGUGUCUUUUCUGCUAGCCGCUAGCUUGAGCAGCAAGGCAAUAUCAGCACGUCCUUUGGCCAAUAUUUCCCCAGGCUCAAACCUCAUGGCUAGGUUAAAGUUGGACGACGAGUCGUCAAACUGCUGGGACUCUUUGAUGCAACUUCAAGCUUGCACUACUGAGAUUAUUCUGUUUUUUCUCAACGGUGAAACACAAUUAGGUCACGGUUGCUGUCGAGCUAUACGUGUCAUUAGUGACCAGUGCUGGCCUAACUUGAUUGACACGUUAGGGUUUACUACAGAAGAAGAGGAUAUUCUUGAAGGAUAUUGUAUUAAAGAUCAGGAGGAUGGUAAUCAUUCUACUCCGCCACCGCAAGCUCCGCCGCGUGUGGUGCCUAAUAAGGUUGUUUCGGAGGAAUCUUUGGUUUCUACUCCUUGA